Rhagoletis zephyria (snowberry fruit fly) is the source of this 657-nucleotide messenger RNA. The record is from RefSeq and is a predicted model, not a curated record. NCBI's taxonomy places the organism in Eukaryota, Metazoa, Arthropoda, Insecta, Diptera, Tephritidae.
AUGUGCGCCAGCCAGUAUCCUUGGUGUUUCUUCACCUCUAAUCGAACUUUGGCCAAUUUAGCUCAGACGAUCGUCUUUCACUGGAAUGAUGUAGAGGCUAAGGAUCUUCCUGAAGAAGAAGUUGAAUUUGAAGAUCAAACAAACAAUCCCGAUCUUCAACAAACGAGCCCACAACGCCCACUUUGGGUUCUCUACAACCUCGAGCCGCCCUGGCUCAGCCACCAGCUCCCUGAGCUGAAUCCGGCUAAUGAGAAACCGAUCACCUUUGACCUGGUCGCCAACUACCGCUCUGACGCUACCUUGUUCAUGCCUUAUGGGCAAGUAAUUCCAAAGAAGGCGAAGAAGUCCCAAAACAAAGAAGAAAAAGUUCUUUUCUACUCAGAAAAACCGACCUUUGAAAAUAAGAGCAAACAGGCCGUCUGGUUUGUCAGCAACUGCGUCACGGCCAGUAGACGAGAGGAGUACGUUCAGCAAUUGAUGGAAAGUGCUGCUGAAGAAGAUAAAAGGGGCAACAUUUCCGUGGACAUUCUUGGCUACUGUGGUCCGGCAGAGCAGCAGGCCAGUGCCUGUGUGCCAAAGCACAGCCCCAAAUGCUAUAGAGAGAUUGAGCAGCAGUACCGAUUCUAUCUCAGCUUUGAGAAUGCUGUUUGCAAGUAG